UCGCCCUCACACACAUGCUCGCUCUCGCCAGCACCAGCUUCGUCGGCUUCGCGCCUCUCUCCGCGCCUGCGUCCCGCUCGGGCGCGGUCCGCGCGCGGCCAGCUGUGGCUGGCCUCCUCGACGGCGUCAAGGAUGCGUUUGGCGGCGGCGACAAGCCGCUUGUUGCGGCGGACCGUGUGACACCCUUCGACCGGUGGCUGGGCCUGGACAAGGACCUCGAGGCGGAGCUCAACGACGGCGUCGAUCAGGACGUGACGUACGUCGACCCCUCCGACGCGAGCAACUAUGUCUCGCUCUCACUCGUCAAGCCGAUGGGGAUCGCUUUUGUCGAGAACGAGGGCGGGUGCGGCGGCGUGUUUGUCGACGAGGUGCUUGACUCUGGCUCCGCCGCCUCUGCGAGUCCGGUGCUUGCGCGCGGCGAUCAGCUGGUCGCCGUCGGCAGCACGCUCGUGCUCGGAUGGGAGUUCGACGCGACGCUAGAUGCCAUCAAGGCGAGCGAUGACAGUGCGACCAAGCUCGUCCUCUUCCGAGGGCCGACCUCCUUCCUGUACGGCCCGACCAAGGCCAGCGAGGAGUGGUACCAGGAGAACCUCCUGUGAGGUGUGAGCGUGUGCGGAGCUCCGGCGGGGAACUGCGAGCGCCGGCGCGCUGUGUGGAGCGCCGCAGGCGCAGCGCCGAGAGAAGAUGGACGUGAGUAAAUUACUGUGAGGCCCCGGGGCGCCGUGGGCACCGCGCGCCAUGCAUGUGUGGUUAGCAAGUUGGGUCCUCAUGCAUGCAAACAGCCGCAUCGCACAUCGUUCA
This is a messenger RNA of Emiliania huxleyi CCMP1516, 801 nucleotides long. RefSeq lists its product as hypothetical. Bases 15 to 599 code for a protein of 194 amino acids. The record is from RefSeq and is a predicted model, not a curated record. The transcript is spliced from 4 exons. Gene Ontology annotation, molecular function: protein binding. NCBI's taxonomy places the organism in Eukaryota, Haptophyta, Isochrysidales, Noelaerhabdaceae.